AUGCCUUUACGCACGCCUCCAACACAGACAGCGAAGCAGGGCCGGGCGCUUAGACACAGAAUUAAAACGAAACCGAAACUUACCAUACGUUUCUACGUAAUCGAGUUAAAGGAGCCAAGUGUCAAAACCGAUGUGAAUUUAAGAAAGGUUUCUGCUGUUUGUGAGCGCUGUAAGCCUUGGAAAGAUGAGAUCCUGGCAAACUCCAAAGGUCCUCUGUUCUGGAAUAAUUGUAAACCCUAUCUCUGGCCAGAGAAAAAAUGGGAGGUGGCUAAAGUCUACAUGGCUCGUGGCAAUGACAAGCACACGUCUGUUGACCAGUUUGAUAUUUCUGCUUUCCUGAAUCUCAUGACCAACUGCAACCACUUUGACUUUGAGGGCAAAAAUAAAACAGUCAUGCAGGUGACCAAUGUGAGGAACCGGGUCAUGCAUACAGCUUCCUGGCAUGUGAAGAGGGAGGACCUAGAGGUUAACCUUCAGCGAAUCAGAGAACUUGGUAGAGCACUGGAAGGAAAGGCACCCAACAUCAGAGCAUUGGAUGACGAUAUCAACCAGCUCCAGAAUAUAGACUUCAGUCUGAUCAUUGAGCUCACCAAAGGAAGAGCACAAGGUCAUACCAGUGCUGGUGUCAAGCAUUCAGAGAAUAUGCUAAAGUUGCAAAAGUUCCUCAGUCAAGAGCAACAGAUCCUGAAGGAUCAGUUGGAGUCCCUGUCUAAAUGCUAUGAAGAGGACAGAGAAAAAGCUUUGACUCAGGAGGAGCUGCAGGUGUUGAGGGUGUUCCUGGAGGUGAACAAGGACCUGGCGCAGAGUCUGGCACCCCAGUGGGACAGACUGAGGGAGGUGCAAAAGACUGUGGAACAGCACGGACAACAGAUAAACACACUCACAGGCAGAGUGGACGUACUGGAGCAGAACUCUCCAGAUUUUGAGUUUGGUGCAGGUAUCCUGAUGUUUAAAAACCAUCUAUUUGAGGAGACCAAAAAACGCGGAUGGCCUGAACCGAUAUUCUCUGAGCGUAGAGAAUCCGCUGGAUACAGAGGCAUCGUGAAAGUCAAUGGUCAGACAUUUACUGGUUCUACGGUUUGUGGAAGUAUAAAGAGAGCACACCAGGAAGUGUCAAAAAAGGCUCUUGUGGGCCUACCCAAUCAGACUGCAGACCUCAGUCAGCCAGCCAAUGACCAGGUGGAGGUAGAGGCCUCCAACAUGCCACCCAAUCAGACUGCAGACCUCAGUCAGCCAGCCAAUGACCAGGUGGAGGUAGAGGCCUCCAACAUGCCACCCAAUCAGACUGCAGACCUCAGUCAGCCAGCCAAUGACCAGGUGGAGGUAGAGGCCUCCAACAUGCCACCCAAUCAGACUGCAGACCUCAGUCAGCCAGCCAAUGACCAGGUGGAGGGGGAGGCCUCCAACAUGCCAUCCAAUAAAUUAAGAAAGCUCUCAGUCACAGGUUUGGCCUUCUAUGGAAGUGUCAAAGUGGACCUCAACCAUGACAUCUGUGAAGAGGGCCAUGAAGGGGAUGCUGUGAAAUCUGCAUACAUGAAAUUAGCCCUAUUGCUUGGUCUGCAGGUUUCCCCAGGUUCGUCCUAUAAGGAGACAGCUCUGCAGUACUGUCAGAGACGGGAUGUCCCGCUUCCACAGGAGAUCAGCCAAUCCACCGGCUGCACCCUCAAAUUCAGUGGACCCAUUACCUAUCAUGACCAAGAGGGCUCCAAUAAAAAGAAGCAGGCACAACAGCAGGCAGCUAAAAGGGCCCUGCAGGUCCUGUGUGAGUUCCUGGGGAAGAGCGAGGUAAAGGAAGACAACUACAUUGGAGCCCUGAAGGAACUACUAGAGGCUAGGGGACAGAGUAAACCUGUUUAUGACGUAACCGACAGAAGAGGAGGUACAGGGGAGGAGAGAGGGGCGGCCAUGGUUGAGGAAACAGGGGAGGAGAGAGGGGUGGCCAUGGUUGAGACAGGGGAGGAGAGAGGGGCGGCCAUGGUUGAGGAGACAGGGGAGGAG
Messenger RNA from Hypomesus transpacificus, 1998 nucleotides. RefSeq lists its product as uncharacterized. The annotation marks the transcript as partial. The record is from RefSeq and is a predicted model, not a curated record. NCBI's taxonomy places the organism in Eukaryota, Metazoa, Chordata, Actinopteri, Osmeriformes, Osmeridae. The transcript is spliced from 12 exons.